AUGGACGUUGCAAGUCAAGCAAUCAUUAUCCACACCCUUUCUAAAUAUCGUGUGGAUAUCGCUUGCCUGUCGGAAGUCCGUCUUCCUCACUUCGGGUUCCGAGUAAUUAUUAAUCCAGGGUCGGAUCAGAGAUACUGGCUAUAUCACUAUGGUGCUUCGAAUAACUCGGAACGAAAUGUCAAAUUUGAUAAGGCCCAUUCCGCUUUGAGUGGAAACCGUGUCUAUACUCCAAUUCUGUCGGUAGAUGAUCUGGAUAAAGAUAAAUUCUGCGUGGGACUUCAAUUGUUAACAAAAUCUGUACCGAAACACAUAAUCACAAUCGAGGGAGAUUGGAAUGCGCACGUAGGUUAUGAUGCCGUUACGAUGAACUCAGCUAAACUUAACCAAGAGGCGCCAUUUGUUGCUUCUAAUGUAACUGAUGCGUUCGCUGAACCAUAUGCUUGA
Molecule: messenger RNA, 444 nt
Organism: Dracunculus medinensis (Guinea worm)
Lineage: Eukaryota; Metazoa; Nematoda; Chromadorea; Rhabditida; Dracunculidae
Source: the annotation of a GenBank genome assembly